Molecule: messenger RNA, 1049 nt
Organism: Silurus meridionalis
Lineage: Eukaryota; Metazoa; Chordata; Actinopteri; Siluriformes; Siluridae
Product: transcription cofactor HES-6-like
Exons: 4
Coding region: 105-776 (223 amino acids)
Biological process (GO): anterior/posterior pattern specification; regulation of neurogenesis; regulation of transcription by RNA polymerase II
Cellular component (GO): nucleus
Molecular function (GO): protein dimerization activity; RNA polymerase II cis-regulatory region sequence-specific DNA binding; DNA-binding transcription factor activity, RNA polymerase II-specific
Source: RefSeq, a predicted model, not a curated record
ACAGAGGAACAGAACCACAUUAAACCUACAGAGAGAGAGAGGAGACCACACACACACACACACACACACACACUAUACACACGCGGCCCGGACUGUGUUCCGUCAUGGCGUGCGCGUCUCCCGCAGGUAAAUGCGACCUGUGGACGCUCCCGGAUGAGGAGAACAUCAGAGGAGACCGGAAGAUCAGGAAGCCGCUGGUGGAGAAGAAGCGGCGCGCGCGCAUUAACGAAAGCCUGCAGGAGCUCCGGGGUCUGCUGUCCAACACCGAGCUGCAUGCGAAGAUGGAGAACGCAGAAGUUCUCGAGCUCACGGUGAAGCAGGUGGAGAACAUCCUGCGGGAUCAGACACACGAGACAGAUGGCACGAGUCGCGAAGCCAGUGAGCGCUUCACAGCAGGCUACAUCCAGUGCAUGCACGAGGUCCACACCUUCGUGUCCACGUGCCCCGGCAUCGAUGCCACGGUAGCGGCGGAGCUCCUGAACCACCUGCUGGAAUGCAUGCCGUUAAACGAGGACCUGCAGGACGUCAUUCUCGACCUCAGCUCUGAGCUUCUGUCUCCAACGGGAGCGUGGCCACGCGUCUGCUUACCGGGAGCGCGCAUGCCGGCACUUUCUCCGACCUCUACCAGUGGCGGCGCUGAAGAAGAGCCAAACUCCGAUCUGGAGGAGACCUUCAGCGAGUCAGCUCCGGGAUCUGUGGUGGAGCAGGAGGAGGAGGAACAGGAGGAGGAGCGGAGCACAGCACCAUUCUGUACAGCCAUGUGGAGACCGUGGUAGAGCUGAGAGCGCAGCCGGAAACAUCACACCUGUAAACUGACACACUGAGGGGAAAUCUCCUGGACUAAUUCCUGCAAACAAAAACAAAUAAACAAUUUAUUACAUACUGUAAAGAUCCUGCAGGACAUCAAUCCUUCAUCCACACCUCCGUUCUGAAGAUGUUUCUGAGACCUAUACACAUACUGUAUAUAUACAUUUAUUUAUAAUGAGAGUCAGCUUUGCUAAGGAUUCUGACAGUAAACCACACACACACACACACACACACACACACAC